UGGUCUAGCUCUCUUCCCUCAACCCUACGCAUAGCUUUCUGUGACCUUGGAGAAACUGCUAAUGUUGUUGUCAUGUGACCAGGAGGUCACGGGUUCAAGCCUUGGAAACAUCAUCUGGCAGAACUGCAAGAUAAAGCAAAGGACACACAGGAUUAUCAAAAGGAAUGGAUCCAAUCUUGUUCAGUGCUGCGAUGAGAGGAAAUAUCAGAGAUGUCUAUUAUCAUUUGAUAAGGGAUGAAGAAUAUGGAUACCAAGUCACUCCAAAGGGUAACACGGUCCUUCAUGUCGCAGCCCUCUACGGCCACUCCCAUUUCGCGGCAGAAGUCCUUAAGAUUUCUCCGGCAAUGUUAUGCUGUCAAAACAAGAAAAAUGAAACCGCUCUUCACAUAGCAGCUAACGAAGGGCAUACUGAAGUUGUCCAUGUGCUACUUGCAUGUGUCGAAGAUCAUAAUACUAGUGAUAAACUCACAAGGAUAACAGAUGCGAGUGGAGAUACAGCCCUGCACAAGGCCGUGCGGAGCCAACAUCUAAAUGUGGUUAAGCUCUUAGUGAAAGAAGAUUCUGAAUUCGAAUUUCCACCUAAUCAUGCACAAGAGACGCCACUGUAUCUGGCGGCUGAAUCUGGUUUUCAUGAUGCUCUGAUUAACAUCUUGGAAUCCUGCAAUAAUCCAACUUAUGCUGCAGGUCCAUCUAAUAGAACGCCGCUGCAUGCAGCAGUAAUUCAGGAACAUAAAGAUUGCAUUAGAUCACUUUGGCAAUGGAAUAAGCCUUUAUGCGAGGAACCUGACUUAUGGGGUUGGAAUUCACUGCACUAUGCUGUCAAAUUAGGACUGAAAGACGUAGUUUCUGAUAUGCUGGGGUGGAAAAAAUCCUUAGUGUACCUUCCGGCAGGCAGUGAAAAUGACUGGACGACAGCAAUUCACAUUGCAGCUUGUGAAGGUGACGUAAACAUGAUAAAGAAGCUAUUAAAUCACUGUCCUGAUUGUUGCGAUACGCUUAACAGAAACAAUCAAAAUGCUCUUCAUAUUGCCGUAUUGAAAAAUCAAGACAAGGUAGUCCGCAUCUUAUUAGGCUCUGAUAAGUGCGACAGCCUUGUUGAUGAGCCAGAUAGUAACGGCAACACUCCUCUCCAUUUGCUUGCUGCCUCUGGUAACCAUGUGCCUGAAUUAAUAAACCAUCCUAGGGCAAAGAAGAUGUCAUUUAACAAAGAAAACCAGACUCCACUUGAUAUAGCAUUGUCAUGCAAGGUGACAACAAAGAAGGAGAAAUUGAUGGAGGAUUUGUCUAGCACUGGCCGAUUUGGAAAACGUGACUUUGAGGUAAAGCGGAAGUACGAGUACAUUCCCAAUCCGAAUGGUGAAACGGGAACAGGAGUCAAAAUGCAACUGAAUGAUGAAAUGGGAACAAGAGUCAAAAUGAGAUCGAGGGAAGAUGAUCACGAUAAAGCUAAAAAGGCAGAUCAAACAGUAAUCGAAAAUACUAUGAAGGUAGCUCAAAUCCAUAUUGUUGUGGCCACUUUGAUUAUGACAGUCACUUUUGCCGCUGGUAUCACAUUGCCAGGGGGUUUUGAGAGCGACCCUGAUAGCCAUAAUCAAGGGAUGGCGAUUCUGAUAAGGAAAACAGCAUUUCGUGCAUUUGUUGUUUCCGAUGCCAUUGCCUUCACAUGCUCAGCUAUUGCCAUAUUCAUCUACUUCUCCAUGGCAGAUGUAAGUAAUGUACCUCACAGUAAAAAUAUUGUAAAGAAGCUUUAUUAUCUCGCAAUUAUUUUUCAGUGCUUGUCAAUGUUAGCAGUUGUAAUUGCAUUCGCAACUGGUAUGUUCUCUACUUUAUCACAUUCACUCGGUCUUGCUGUUACUGUCUGUUUCAUAGGUUGCCUCACUAUUUUACUGUGCUUCUGGGUUUUUAUUUAUAUAAUUAGGAAAUUGUUAGAGAGACAAUGAAUGCUAGUUACUAGUAUUUAUUGCUUACAAAUAUAUAA
Messenger RNA from Capsicum annuum, 1978 nucleotides. Its product is annotated as ankyrin repeat-containing protein At5g02620-like. The transcript has 4 exons. Gene Ontology annotation, molecular function: protein phosphatase 1 binding; protein phosphatase regulator activity. NCBI's taxonomy places the organism in Eukaryota, Viridiplantae, Streptophyta, Magnoliopsida, Solanales, Solanaceae. The coding region runs from base 165 to 1940 and encodes 591 amino acids. The record is from RefSeq and is a predicted model, not a curated record. Gene Ontology annotation, cellular component: plasma membrane.